AUGUGACCGUUUUAAAUAUCGUUGUUAAGCAAGUGGCUACCAGCAGACAAGUGGCUACCAGCAGACAAGUGGCUACCAGCAGACAAGUGGCUACCAGCAGACGAGCGACUAGCGGGCGAGCAGACCUGAGAUGGUGAACUUGACAUGCACCCCCGGGGCGCCUGUCGUCCAGACCUUCAACUCCUCCCUGACCAUCGAGUACGACGCCCCUGAGUUCCCUGAGAUGGCCGUGACCGAGGUGGCCCUGAAGAUCACCUUCUACGUGUUGGCCAUGCUGGUGGACCUCGUGGGCAAUUUCAUCGUCAUUCUCAUCAUCCUGCUCAACCGUAAGAUGAGGACAACGACCAACGUCUUCAUCCUGAACCUGGCGGUCAGUGACCUCUUGGUGGGCAUGUUCUGCAUGUGGGUGCACCUGGGCAACCAGAUCUCAAACAACUGGCCCUUUGGCUACUUCAUGUGCAUCUUCUCCACGUUCGCACAGGUGACGGCCGUGACGACCAGCGUCCUGACCUUGACCGUCAUCUCCGUGGAGAGGUUUGUGGCCAUCGUCUUUCCCUUCCGCGCCCACUGGCCGCCCGUCACGACAGGCGUCAUCAUCG
Messenger RNA from Physella acuta, 599 nucleotides. Its product is annotated as neuropeptide FF receptor 1-like. Lineage: Eukaryota; Metazoa; Mollusca; Gastropoda; Physidae. Gene Ontology annotation, molecular function: G protein-coupled receptor activity. The record is from RefSeq and is a predicted model, not a curated record. Gene Ontology annotation, cellular component: plasma membrane. Gene Ontology annotation, biological process: G protein-coupled receptor signaling pathway.